Penicillium manginii is the source of this 711-nucleotide messenger RNA. Its product is annotated as carbon-nitrogen hydrolase family protein. The coding region runs from base 1 to 711 and encodes 236 amino acids. The transcript is spliced from 2 exons. Gene Ontology annotation, molecular function: hydrolase activity, acting on carbon-nitrogen (but not peptide) bonds, in linear amides. The record is from RefSeq and is a predicted model, not a curated record. NCBI's taxonomy places the organism in Eukaryota, Fungi, Ascomycota, Eurotiomycetes, Eurotiales, Aspergillaceae.
AUGACCGCGAACACAGCAUACCCUUCCUUCAAGGUCUCCAUAAUCCAGAGCAGAGCAAAGCCCUUAGAUGCCGAUUACAACUUUUCUCGUGCUGCUGAGCAGAUUCGCGCUGCUGCUAGCGAAGGCGCAUCGCUAGCGGUUUUACCAGAGUAUCAUUUGACGGGAUGGGUACCCGAAGAGCCAUCUUUUGCCUUGACCGCCGAGAAAGCUCUCGAGUUUCGUCAAAAGUAUCAAGACUUGGCUGCGGAACUUCACAUCAAUAUUUGCACCGGCACUGUUGUCUCUGAGGCACCAAUUGAAACACCAUCCCACCAUCAUGUCAAAGAUUCUGGUCGUACGCUUCUCAAUACAUCCGACUUUAUAGAUCACAAUGGUCGCUUUUUGGGAUCGUACACGAAAACAAAUCUGUGGAUCCCCGAGCGGCGGACCUUGACAUCAUUCAUCGAACAUGCACGCGGGGCAACGAAGGAAGGGCAAUCGACUCCAAACCCCCACAAAGUCAUAGAUACCCCCCUCGGGCCUGUUGGGAUUUUGGUAUGUUGGGAUCUUGCUUUCCCAGAAGCAUUCCGACAGCUUGUUUUAGCCGGCGCCAAAAUCAUCAUCAUCCCUUCAUACUGGACAUCGUCAGAUAUGUGCAGCGAAGGACUUGCAUACAACCAAGAAUGCGAGAAAAUGUUUGUCCAAAAUACCCUCGUUACUCGUGCGUUUUGA